Molecule: messenger RNA, 2264 nt
Organism: Achroia grisella
Lineage: Eukaryota; Metazoa; Arthropoda; Insecta; Lepidoptera; Pyralidae
Gene: rau
Exons: 5
Coding region: 184-1053 (289 amino acids)
Biological process (GO): positive regulation of epidermal growth factor receptor signaling pathway; positive regulation of fibroblast growth factor receptor signaling pathway; signal transduction
Source: RefSeq, a predicted model, not a curated record
UCCGCGCGCGACUGACGUGUCGCGUCGCUCGUAGAACCGCGCGCUUCGAUUAUAAUUAUCGUAAAACAUUGUGUUUGUGCUUACAUAUCUUACUUAUUGUGUGAUGUGCAAUGGGAUUUGUGUACUAGUGAUCGGCCCAGGGCUGUGUGUUGUUUCAUUGGAAGUCCAGUAUCAGGUGUCGGCAUGCUGAAGCACGUGGUGGUGACGCCGCACCGCGCACGCGCAGACUCCGUCAGCCUAGCGUCCUCCGCUUCCUGCUGCAGCCUCGGCAGUCUGGACCAUCGCCACGACUCAGUGGCCGAUCUCUCCCAUCGAACGACAACAAUAAAAGUAUACGCUCGCUGUCUUCGCCCUGACAUCGAGUACAAGACUCUAUCUGUAACAUGGGGCACCAGAGCUCGGGAGGUGGUGGCCACACUCCUGGGAAAGUUCCGAAUGAAGCACCGGGACCCUAGGCUGUUCUAUAUGAGCAUGGAGGUGCGAGUCCGCGCAGCUGGUCUGAGGACCACUCUGGUGCUGGAUGAUGAUGCCAGGCCUGCGGCGUUGCAGGCUUGCCAUCCGAAGGGAUACUCUAAGUUUUCUCUACAAAUGCGGCCUGGAGGCCUGGUGAAGAUAUACGACUCAGCCUUGAUGUCCUCAUCACAAUACAAAUGUCUGCUGACAAGCGAACGGACCACGGUCGACGAACUGCUCGCCAUACUCUUGCACUGUUACGACUCUACUGAGGGUGUGGAACGAUUCUCCCUCUAUGAGGUGUGUCCAUCCCAGGAGUGCGAGAGAAAACUUCACCCGGAUGAUUUCCCACUGCAAGUGCAACGGGCGUGGUCAGCGGACUCCGACUGCCACUUCCGAGUGAGAAGGAACCCGCGCGCCCCACCACUUCCUCCUAGAGCCCUCCCACCCCCCGAACCCACUGAGGAAGAAGAAGUACCAUCCAGAGCUCUCUCGGCGCUGUCUCUAGAAGCAGAAACCGAGAAGAGAUACAGCCCUGUAUAUAAAUUCCCCAGCAUUAGUUAUUGUAGAGAAACCAAAAAUGACUAUCUUUACAUCUGACUAACAUUGAACGUAGUCAGGUGCCUCAAAACUUUGCCCAACUCAGGUUGUAAAAGGACAGUGAGAAAGCGACUUUUGUGCAGUGUAAAUAAGAUUUAGUUUUGUAUAGUGUAAAUAAUAGACGCUGAUACCUCAGAGCAUAAUGGACGGUAUAAUCUCUCUAAGAAGUGUGAAACCAAAGAGAUAUCGCAAUAUACGGCUUACUAAUACGUGUAAAAUGGAAUGUAACUCUUAUUGUUAAUGCGAACAAGGUGCAAUUUGGUGUGAAACUGUUGAUUCACUUACAACCUAUUUUAACAUAAAUUAAUCCAUUAUUUAGACAUUCUUGGAUAAUAAUAGAGAAAAUUUUAAAAAUAUCCAAUUUUGGUACUAAAAUGUAUUUCAAUAAGAUUGAUGAUCCAUAAGAAACAUCAAAUGAUACUUUUAAAGAUAGGCUUACUGUAACCAUCAGGUUUCAUAAUUAGACAAUGAACGAGCCAAUCACUUAUUUAUACAAACCAAACCUUAUUCUUAGAAACAAACGAUCCUAAAUUCAACGGGAUGUACAUAGUUUCAUUAAAAAGUUCCUAUACUAUACCAUCAAGAUACAACCUAGAUAGAAAUUGACAGUCUUGCGAUUCUGUAUAAACUAUUGAUAGUUACAGUUGUGAACCGUAGAACUGUACAUCUGUUUCAAAUAGCAAAUCAAAGCAACAAUCUUACAUAAUCAAUCCCACGCUAGCUCCUUGAUAUUGUAAUUUCAAAUUGACUAGCUCCCUGAUAAUUUCGAAUUGCCGAUUAAAUUAACUAAAUAUUAUGUCGAAUGAUUGGAUAAAGCAGAAACAGAUAGUGAUGAUGAUUAUGAUGGAGAUGAUGUUAAUGAUGAUGAAUUAAUAAAUUCAAAGCAGCAACUCCUUGAAAUAAUUUUUUUAGCAAACAACGUAACAAUAGAAGGCAAAUCAGCUUUGUAAUUAAAAAAUAAGUUUCUGCUAAUUCUAGAUCCACAACUUCUAAUGAGAAGUGUGGUAUUAUUAGAUAUUAAAGCAGUAUUACGUACACCAAUAGAAAAUAUCAACUCAGUUGUAAUAUUUAAUUUAAAUUCUGUCAAAUUUAUGUAAAAUUGUUAUGAAUUACAUACUUAUCUAGAAGUACAGUGAGGACAGAGGGAAAUAUAUGUAUAAUAUAUACCCAGAUAUCAUACAGAUGUUUUGUAAAAUUAUUAAUAGCAUUUA